Molecule: messenger RNA, 942 nt
Organism: Monosiga brevicollis MX1
Lineage: Eukaryota; Choanoflagellata; Craspedida; Salpingoecidae
Exons: 6
Coding region: 1-942 (313 amino acids)
Biological process (GO): site-specific DNA replication termination at RTS1 barrier; mitotic DNA replication termination
Cellular component (GO): nucleus
Source: RefSeq, a predicted model, not a curated record
AUGCAUGUGGUUCUUGUCCCUUCCUCUCUCUUUUUCUCUGAAUCUCUCUCUCUCUCUCUCUCUCUCUCUCUGAAUCUCUCUCUCUCUCUCUCUGUGAAUCUCUCUCUAAUGGGAGCCGAUGGCGGAACCAUCCCGCGACGCGACGAACUUGUGACCGUCAAGAAGAAAGCUGUGCAGCGUGAUCCACAAAUCGAACUCGACGCAAAAUGGAAGUUUUGCGCGCUUAGUGCUACUCCCUUGAAGCAGCCCGUCUUCGCAUGUGAACUUGGCCAGCUCUUCAACAAAGAGCCACUCUUGGAAGCGCUGCUCGGGUCGAAGGAACAAGGCGCGCCCAAGGCUCCGGUGAUUAAGCAUAUCAAGUCAUGGAAAGACGUCCAUGAGCUCAAGCUUACGCCCAUCUCGCCAGACAAACCCACCGACUUUGUCUGCCCAGUCAGCGGAGUGGCCAUGAACGGUCAUUUUCGCUUCGUGUACCCCCUGGCCUGCGGUUGCGUUGUCUCGGAAAAAGCGCUCCGCGAAGCUCCCUCCUCAAACUGCCUGCUUUGUGGCAAGCCUAUGACCAAGACGGACCUCAUCGUGCUGAAUCCACCCGAUGAAGAGCUCAAAUCCCAACGCGAGGCCAUCAAGGCACGUAAGGCAGCCAAGAAAGCAAGCAAGGCCGCGACCCCUGGCGAUCAGUCUGCCGGCACUAAGAAGGUCAAGCGUUCUGCUACGGCCUCAUCUGCACCUGUCACCGCUGCUGCCAAGAAGCCAACCAUCAUGAAGGUCCUCCACGGUGCUGACGAGGAAUUGGCCUGGGCUCUCAGUGACAAGCCCAUUGCUGCAAAGGGCGAUGCAAGCUCGACUCUGAAGAAGCUCUUUCACUCCAGCAAGGAUGCUGUUGAGGACAAACACACCUAUACUUCCCGGGCCGGCAUGACAAAAGCCUACAAAUGGGGCUAG